Molecule: messenger RNA, 470 nt
Organism: Theileria parva strain Muguga
Lineage: Eukaryota; Apicomplexa; Aconoidasida; Piroplasmida; Theileriidae
Gene: LSM7
Product: U6 snRNA-associated Sm-like protein LSm7
Exons: 4
Coding region: 24-338 (104 amino acids)
Biological process (GO): mRNA splicing, via spliceosome; nuclear-transcribed mRNA catabolic process
Cellular component (GO): U12-type spliceosomal complex; U6 snRNP; U2-type prespliceosome
Molecular function (GO): RNA binding
Source: RefSeq, a predicted model, not a curated record
GGUUCAUUAUAUUUUUUGUAAAAAUGACUGCACCGAGCAAAUCUUUUAGAGAUGUAAAAAGUGUUAUUAAUUUAAACAAACAUUUAAACAAAGAAGUUUAUGUUAAAUUUAGUGGAGGUCGAGAAGUCAAAGGAGUUCUUAGGGGUCACGACGCCAUGUCCAACUUGGUGUUGGAUGAUACAGUGGAAUAUCUGAAGGAUUCUUCUGAUUCAAGUAAAUUGACUGGAGAAAAAAGAAAUCUCGGACUUCUAGUAGCUAGAGGAACUUCAGUGACUGUUGUAUAUCCCGUUGAGGGAACUGAAAAGAUCGAUAACCCAUUCCUGGAAUCCAACGACUAGUAUUUUCCUUCGCACCUGUGUAACCUUAGAGAUUUCUUCCAUUUGAAGGAUUUACCACAAUCAUCGCAUUUAAAAACAACCCUGUGUUCGUGAAUACUUUUAGUGUGCAUGUUUAAAUUGCUCCUCUAAAUA